CUGUGGCAAUGUCUGUGGUUUACGUUCUACAUUUUGUGCUACCUGCAUUGAUUAUUAUUUUUUCAUUAUUGCGGAAAAACAUUGCUUAGCUAAAUUUUAAGAGACGUAUGAGCCAUAUAAUAGUUUUGUUUGAUAUGUUAUGUACUUAAAUAUUUAAUCAAAGUUUAAAGUGUUUUACUGUUUAUCAUCACAAUGGGUACGAAAACCAUACGAGAUAGUACUUUCAUGGCGAAAUAUUCAGCAUACAGCCCUUAUCGGCUUUUUCGACGGGAGAGUGGGUUCGCCAACCCGAUAGGAGCUAGCGAUGCGAUGGCUCGCAGCUUAUACUGUGGCAUGAAGCCUAUUGCUUCAUGGGAUUGUGAGCAAGCAAAUGCUCUUCCCACCGGUGGCGUAUUCAACCUUGAAUUUUCCCCGGACGGAUCCCUUCUAGUUGCAGCAUGUGAGAAGAAAUCUAUACAGAUUUUUGAUCCGUUAACACAUCAGAGAAUCCACUCAGUUAAUGGAGCACAUUCAGACUGUGUAAAUUGCGUAAAAUUCCUAGACAGUAGAAUGUUUGCGACAUGCUCCGACGACACGACAAUAGCUUUAUGGGAUGUUAGAUAUUUAAAGAAAAAAAUCCGAUCUCUCUUAGGACAUUCGAACUGGGUGAAAAAUAUAGAAUUUUCAGUGAAAGACAAAUUACUAGUCACGUCUGGACUAGACGGCAGUAUAUAUACGUGGGACAUAAAUUCUUACACAGAGUCGAAUCUAGUAUACCAAAGAGUAUUUCACGCGUCCGGACUGAUGAGGUGUCGGCUGUCGCCGGACGCUAAACAGAUGGUCAUGUGCACCACUGGCGGACUACUGGUCAUCAUUCACGAUUUGAAUUUGUCAACGCUGGCUCAACACUUACAUGGAUUCAAACCAAAUCUAUACAGACUGAUGCAAAUGAGCCAGCAGUUGAUACCGAUCGCGGCCAUGUACGACCAUUUAUUUGAUCUGAAACGCACUGAGAACAGGGUCGAGUUUGUGUCUGAUUUUCCUGAUGGCAAUGAUGCGGAGGUCGUUAGCGCGCUUCAGAUUCACCCACAAGGAUGGAGCGCUUUAAGUAGAAAUAUAAGUCACGAUGAUAGGUCGGAGUGGUCGUGCGUGCACGACAUCCAGGCGGGCGGCGGGGCGCGCGCGCGCGACAAGGGCACGCGCGCGCGCUCGCCGCCCCGCCGCGCCGCGCCGCGCCGCCGCGCCCGCCCGCGCGCGCGCCCCUACCGCCAGCCCGCCGCGCCGCCUGCCCCCGCCACGCCGCCCGCCCCCGCCGCCGCAGCCGCCUCGCGACCACCGUCCGAGAGCCCCCGGCGGGAGCGCGACGAGGAGGCGGAGCCCGGGGCGGGGCCCAGCGCGGCGCGACAGGAGCCGGUGAGUCAUGGGACUGUUUGUGUGAGCGACACGAGGGUCCGGGCUUUCAGUUUGAGGGUAGACAGUAAGGUACAGUACAAAUAUUACUUUAUUGGUGUAUCUGUUAUAAAUUAUAGUAAAGAGAUAUGUAUUUUUGUCCAGGGUCUGUCGAGUAUUCAGAAUGACGUGUGGGAGGCGUCUAUUACUAUCAAACAACAUCGAAUGCUCCAAGAGAUGUACAGCAGAGGGCAGGUGGGCCGCAACUUCAACAUGCAGCGCAUCAUGGGCAUCAACACGGGCAUCGCCCCGCCCGCGGCGCUGCGGGCGCGCUCGCUGCGGGCCGCGCCCGCGCGCCUGCUGCCGCGCCUCAGCGCCGCGCCCGCCGACAGCACGCUGCCGUCGACGUCGGGGCAGACGCCGGCCUGCGACGACGACCCGCUGCACUGCAUUCGCCAGAACCGCGACCGCCUGCUCUACUACGUCGAGGAGACCAACGAGGGCAAGGGCUUCAUCAAGGUACGCCGCACUUGCGAGCUGUGCUUCUCGGCGGACGGGCGGCUGGUGUGCUCGCCGUUCGGGCGCGGCAUGCGGCUGCUGGCGCUGAACGCGGCGUGCGCGGAGCUGCCGCACGUGGCGGGCCAGCUGGCCGCGCCCGCGCAGCUGCUGGAGCUGGGCCAGAGCCUGGGCAUCCACCAGGACCUGGUGGUCAGCUCGCGGUUCAGCCCGCGACACCACCUGCUCGUCACCGGCUGCCUCGAGGGCAAGAUCGUCUGGUACGAGCCCUACAGCGGCGAGUCCUGCUACUAGGUGCAUAGCUCGAUACUUAACGGCGGCCUCUCGGGGACCGGGUGGCUAGACGAGAUUUACCGAUCGAGUAACUCAAAAUUUUGGUCGAAAUGUACAGAAGUCAAAAACGAUUUUCAUAUAAUUAUGUAAACAAACGGACACAAACGGGAGUUGCCAAUCAUAAAAUUUUGUCUAGACCCUAUUAUAGACUAGUGUAUACACUAAGCGACACUUGCUGACAUUGCUAACAUACACACUGCUAUUGUGUGGAGAGGAAACUAGCUCCAUCUCGUUGAUGGGUAUGAUUGCAAAAUAAUAUACGGCAAUUGUUGCCUAAUAAUACACGGGUUUGCUCACCCCUCAGACUGUAUAUUUUAACUUUUGUGUUCAUUAAAUAUAACGUAGUGUUGAGAUUGAGCAGGUAAAUGUAACUGAGUAACUGAGUGGAUACUGAAUAUAACUUAUGAUGUGAACAUAUUAAGGUUUCAUUUUACUGAAAGCUGGCUUUUCGUAUAUUUUGCUGUAGUUUUUCGUAAUUUGUUACACUAAUAUGAGUGAAAAUUUCCAAAAGUGAGUUAUUAGUUGAUUAUUAGGUGAGUUGAUUAUUAUUAUCUAAUAAUAUAGUUCUAAAUAUGAUCAAGGUAAAAAAACAGAUCUUGGUUAUUGAAUAUCAAAAUUUUGUAUUAUAUUGUUCAAAUGUAAUAAAAAUGAUUGAUAUCUUAAUGGAAAUAAAUUUAACUUAUUAGACUUUAAAUUUUUAAAAAUAGACUAAAAAAUAAACAAUAAUGAAUUUAAUAAGACUAAGAAAAAUAUCUCCGUAACUUGACAAAAUAUAUUUAACAAGUAUAUAGAUCUACAUUCAAAAACCAUGUACAAAAUGAUUUUACAUUACUAUACAGAGAAUAAAACAAGAUGGUAGUA
Molecule: messenger RNA, 3078 nt
Organism: Melitaea cinxia (Glanville fritillary)
Lineage: Eukaryota; Metazoa; Arthropoda; Insecta; Lepidoptera; Nymphalidae
Product: DDB1- and CUL4-associated factor 10
Exons: 11
Coding region: 193-2178 (661 amino acids)
Cellular component (GO): Cul4-RING E3 ubiquitin ligase complex
Molecular function (GO): protein binding
Source: RefSeq, a predicted model, not a curated record